GCAGGGUUUCGCUGCCCGCCGUCAAGAGUGGGCGCUGUGCCUCCGCACGGAUGUCCCCACCCGGGGACACAACACGAACAACAUCGUGGAGUCCGCCUUCAGAGUCCUCAAAGACUCCGUCCUCUACAGGACUCGGGCGUUCAACCUGCUGCAGCUGUUUGAUUCCGCCACGGUCCAGCUCAGCAAGCACUACGCCAGGAGGGCGUGCGACGUGACCAACGGCCGGCAGCGGGCGGCACUGCGCCGGUCCGCGGCGGCACCAGCCAAGAAACGGGCACUGUGACGCAGGUGACGGAGUUCACCUAUCAGGUGAAGUCGCUGACGUCGGUCGGCAUCACCUACCUGGUGGACCUGAACGUCGGCGCCUGCACCUGCAGGAUGAACCGGCGGACUGGCGGCUGCAAACACCUCCGAGCCGUGCGGCAGCAGACUGGCGCUGUGCCGGAGGCGACGGCGACAAAGGAGACGCGGAGGGCCUUGAUGGACAUCGCCAUGGGGACCAGCCAGCAGCUGCCAGGCAACUGGUUCGACCCUCUGGUCGCCGAGCCGUCCACCUCGUCACCUCCUGGCCCCACGCCCGCCAGCGCCCCCGGAGUCGCGCAGCCCCAGCCGUCGCCUGGUCCCGAGGAGUACGACGACGACGCAAUGGACUUCGAGGACCCCGCCGCUGCGGCGGCGGCUGUCAGUGGAGCUGAGCAGCGACGCUCAGAUGACCGGACACGCCAAACCGUGGCGUUCAUCCAGGAGUGGGCAGCCUUCAUGUGCGAGGCAGUCGUCCAGGACGACACCUGGGAGAGGGCUGCCGCUGCCUUCCAGCAGAGGUGGGGCCAGCUGCCCACUGCUGGCCGCCAGUCCGCUCUGCACCAGUUUGGGGGUGCGCAGGGCUGCCGGCGGAACGCCACCCAGAUUCCGGUCCAGCCGACCAGCACUGCCCGUCGCACCAGCACCAACGUGCGGGGUCGCGCUCGCUGGCCCGCUGGACGGCCGUGCCGCUCCGCGCGCACCGGGGAGCACGGCUACGUGGCAGCCUCCGCCAGGCGGUCGGCGGCGCCCCACAGCCUGGCCACCUGUGUUGACCAGAACCGCCCCCUGGGGCGCUGAGUGGUAGAGGUGAAGUGGGGGUGACCGGGGCA
Molecule: messenger RNA, 1133 nt
Organism: Amphibalanus amphitrite
Lineage: Eukaryota; Metazoa; Arthropoda; Thecostraca; Balanomorpha; Balanidae
Exons: 3
Coding region: 379-1101 (240 amino acids)
Source: RefSeq, a predicted model, not a curated record